Molecule: messenger RNA, 1667 nt
Organism: Brachypodium distachyon (stiff brome)
Lineage: Eukaryota; Viridiplantae; Streptophyta; Magnoliopsida; Poales; Poaceae
Product: GDP-L-galactose phosphorylase 1
Exons: 7
Coding region: 414-1511 (365 amino acids)
Biological process (GO): glucose metabolic process
Cellular component (GO): cytoplasm
Molecular function (GO): GDP-D-glucose phosphorylase activity
Source: RefSeq, a predicted model, not a curated record
UUGUCGUUCGUCACACUCACACCGUCUCCUCUUCGUCCCCAGGUUUCAAGCAAGAUGCAGCUUCUCUCCUCUCCUUCUCCGCGUGGGAUCCGCCCACAGCCCACCCUUUCAAGCAAGCCGCAAGCGCGCCAGGACGGCACCCCAAAGCUUCUGCUCCAGUCCCCCGGUGCGGAGAGGAUUACUUUGGGUGAGAUCCCGCCAUUGCCGCCUGUGUUCGUACCCAGCAAGAGCCGAGGGGCAGGGGGGAGACAUUUUCGAUGCCCACAUCUCCCCUUCUCAUCCCGCUCGCUCUGACGCCGGCUGCUACCGCGGCAUCGCGAAUUCGCAUGAGCAGCAUCCUGCUACGGCGUUUCCGAGGGAGUUUGUGAUGUUUGUGUGGUUUGACACUGCUGGCAGUUGAAACAAAAGCAGGCAUGGGUAGCAAGGCUGUUGACUCGACUUAUUCGUUUGCUGUGGAGGACCGGGAGGAGCAUGAUCCAAAUUUAUCGCCAUUCCUCCGCAAACUUUUUAAACAGUGGGAUAAUUGCAAGGCGAGGGGAUUGUUUCACCACGACAUCACGGCUUGUGAGACCAAGGUGCUACCUGGAGAACACAAUUUCGUGGCAACAUUGAUUGAGGGGCGUGACCAGAAGAAGAGACCAACUGAAUUUGGAAUGAACCAAGUCCUCCAGCCAUUUGACAGUGGGAAGUUCAAUUUCACAAAAGUUAGACCAGAGGAAGUGAUCUUCACAUUCCAUGAAACUGAGGAUGAGUCUGACCGUUAUUUUGAUGGUGCUCCUCCCACUGUUUUGGCUUCUCCUAGCAGCAUUUUGAUCAAUGUGAGCCCAAUUGGGUACUGUCAUGUGCUUUUGAUCCCUCGAAUCCUGGAAUGCUUGCCUCAAAGGGUUGAUCAAGAGAACCUCUUACUGGCCAUGUAUGUCGCAAGGGAGGCAAGGAAUCCCUUCUUCAGAGUUGGCUAUAACAGUCUGGGUGGCUUUGCAACUAUCAAUCACAUCCACUUCCAGGCAUACUAUCUUGAAGUGAAAUAUCCAGUCGAAAAGGCACCUAAAGAGAAACUCACAGUCCUAAAGAAUGGUGUCAGCAUUUCUGAGCUAGUUCAGUACCCAGUAAGUGGCUUUGUGUUUGAAGGUGAAGUGAGCCUGGAGGAUUUAUCAUAUGUGGUCUCAAAUGCCUGUACAUUUAUGCAAGAUAAUAAUCGACCUUUCAAUGUCCUUAUCUCUGAAUCUGCCAAGAGAGUUUUCCUUCUACCGCAGUGCUACGCGGAGAAGCAGGCCCUUGGGAAGGCAAGCCAGGAAUUCCUUGACAUGAGGAUCAAUCCGGCAGUCUGGGAGCUCAGCGGCCAUCUGGUGCUGAAGAGGAGGAAAGACUAUGACGACGCAUCUGAGGCAACCUUGUGCAGAUUUUUGGUUGAAGCGACUCUGUCUGGAGCAGAAUUCCAGGAGCUGAAGAGCUGCGUCUUGGAGUUCCUAGCCAGUGCAAGUCCUCAAAGAGUAGACAUCAAACCGUUUUAAGAUACUGAUCAGUAAUGUUGGGUGAGCUAAGUUGGUACAAAUAUGCUGUCAGAUUUCCGUUGAGCAUAUGCCUCUGUUAUGAUAGUCAUCAGUUUUAUCCUUGUUGAGAAUUGUGUUUCGGUGGAAGUCGGCGCUAAAUUGCACAAAUGUUCCUCA